Molecule: messenger RNA, 387 nt
Organism: Fusarium proliferatum ET1
Lineage: Eukaryota; Fungi; Ascomycota; Sordariomycetes; Hypocreales; Nectriaceae
Exons: 1
Coding region: 1-387 (128 amino acids)
Source: RefSeq, a predicted model, not a curated record
AUGGCCAAACACCGAAGUCGACCGACCAGGCGGAAGUACAGUAAGAUCGCUAAGGGGUUAGAAGCUUUAGAGAUAAAGGUGGCCGUUCAGAAUGCACCGAUUGCUGGCCUCGAAGAACAGAUGGCCCAGGUGCGGCGCGGGAGGAAAAGGAAAGUGGUACCGAACCCAAACCGACGAUUCAUAGCUCUGUCAGAGAAUCUAGCAGCUAGAGAAGCUCUUCCCGACUCACAGGAGGCAGAAAUAGAGAUGGCUGUGGAUGAGGAGGUCGAGUCGGUGAUUGAGGUGGGUGUCGGAUCAGAGGACGAACGUGAGGACUUUACGGUCGUAACAAAGCACUACCAGCGCACACGCAGCGGUUGGGAGGUCAGAAAGCCUCGCAGAGAGUAA